Molecule: messenger RNA, 1322 nt
Organism: Microdochium trichocladiopsis
Lineage: Eukaryota; Fungi; Ascomycota; Sordariomycetes; Xylariales; Microdochiaceae
Exons: 3
Coding region: 127-1170 (347 amino acids)
Source: RefSeq, a predicted model, not a curated record
AUCGAAGUCGUGGUCCGCAGCGACGACAAUGUCUACGAGGUGAGCCUGAAGAGCCUGUCGGCGAGAGUCAACGGCUUGCCGCUCGAAAGGUUCAUCGGGCUGUUGGCCGGGCAUAUUGUUGUCAUCAUGUUUGCCAUGGUCGGGUUGUUCCCAGCUACACUCAUUCUCGAUGCCAUGAACCGGCUUGCGGCGACAACGGGUAUGCCCAUCCACAACAGCGCGAGAUUGGCUCGUGGGAUGAAGGUCGUUCAGGGCGCCGUCAUCCCAGUGCUCAUGAUUGCGGGCUUGGUGUUGGGGAUUGUGACAACGGGCAACUCGAGGCAUUUCAGAACACCACAUGGGAUACUCGGCCUUGUCCUGACUAUUCUUUCCCUCGCCCAUAGUGCGCUCGCCGUGACCCGUGGCCGACGAAUGAGCCCAACACACGACAACCCCGACUUGUGCAAUGGCAACCAAUCUCUCUCUCCCCAUCAGAAGCGUGUUGACCCCACAGCAUCCUCGGACCGCUCAGUCACCCCUUCAAAUUCCCCUCCUCGCACCUCUGCGGCUACUAUGGCAGCCGCACCGCCACUGCCGACCAGCCUCACAAGCCUCCUGUUCACCCUAUUGGUCGUGGGCUUGUUGUUCGCGACCUGGAUCACGGGGCUCGACGACCUGCGCACCAUGUCCCUGUGCAUCGUGCAAGCCACAUCGCUCACUCUGGUCGCUGCCGUCGCGGCAAUCUUGAACGGGCUGUGCGAUGCGGCGGUCGUGGCAGUGGGGUUGGAGUGGUGGCUUUCACAGAGGACCGUGAUGGCCGUGGCCCGCGGCAUUGGCAAUGAUGUGAAGGGCGGCCAGCGGGCUGAUAGUGGCCACGAGCACGGUGCUCCUGCUGCACUCGUUCCUUCUACGUCGGCUGCGUCGGCUGGGGCGGGACAGAGGGCUCAGGAGCGGCGGUUACAUCAACCUAAAAUCAGUAUAGCGGGCUUCAAUGGCCACAGAGCACGAACACAAGGAGGAAAUGUCCAUGGUAGCUAUCAUGACGCCGGAAAGGGGCAAGAUGACAUGGCAAAUGGUCGACAUAAUGGUGCAAUCGAGAGAGACAAGCCUGGGGCGAAUCAGAUCGGGUUUGCGGUCAGCAGUUCACCGGACGAGGACGAUGUACGGUUCAGAGAAAAGGGGUUCUUCUGAUGGGGUUGGUUGUUGAUCAUCGCAUGAAAUAGCUUGACUCGGUGGUACUUGGCCAGUUCUGGCCAAGUCUGGCUCGUUGUCAACGUGGCAGCAGACCAAAGAAAGUUUCGGCCAAACCGCCGUAUUGCAUUCUUGCCGUCCAAACAUGCCCC